GGGAGAGAGAGAGAGAGAGAUAGAGAGAUAGAACAAAGCAGCGACCGCCUACCCCCCCUCCCCUCACUAUCGCCUCCUCUCUUUCUCUCUCUCUUUUUGCCGUUGUCGCGCACGCUCUCUGCAACCGCGCAGGAGGAGAAGAGAGAGAGAUGAAGAGAGAGAAGACGACCGCCCUCCUCUCCUCCUCUACCUCCUCCUCUUCCUCCUACCGAGAGCGCGCCGCCGCCGCCGCCACCCAUGCCGCCACCCCCGACGCCCGCGGCUGCCUCCACUCCAAGAGCAUCGGAUGCAUGUCCGGCCUCUUCCACCUCCUCUCCCGCUACCAGCACCGCCGCAAAUCCCUCACCUACGGUAAAAGGCAGCAGAAGAACGCUGUGGUCUCUCCUCCCGCCAAGGACGGCGCCCCCGCGGCUCUAGUCCCCGCUUUGCUGCGGAAAGGGGCCGCCGGGAACCGCGACGACGGCCCCCCCGCCGCCGCCAAGAGGAUCUCGUGCGAGGUGCCGAGGAGCCCCACCCUGCCGGCGGAGAUCCGGCGGUCGCACCCCCGGAGAGCCGCGCCGCCGCUACCCCCCCCGCUCCCCGCUCAGCCGCGGCCGCAGCAGCCGACGGUGGUGGCCCGCCUGAUGGGGCUCACCGCCGGCGAGGCGCCGGAGUCCGCCGCGGAGAAGAGGCGCGAGCUGCUGGGGGCGCUGGACAAGUGCGACCGGGACCUGAAGGCGCUGAAGAAGAUUAUCGACGUGGUGCGCUCGUCGGAGCAGCUCCGCUCCCCGGUCGGGGCCGCGAAACCGAACGCGAGCUUCGACGCCCGAUUGCAGGAGCUGGCGGCGAAGGAGGACGGGGACACCGACCGCGACGGCGACGACGACGACGACGACUCCUCCGGCGACAACGAGAACGGGAACGGCGGCGGCGAGCCGCAGGAGAAGGAGGAGGAGCAGCAGGAGCAGCAGCAGCCGGCGGAGCAGCCGAGUCCGGUGUCCGUGCUGGAGGAGUUCACUCGGUCGACGCUGCUCAGCGGCUACGCCAAGCGACAAUCCAUCGCUCAUCAAACGCGUUCCAACAACUACAUAGCCUGCCACGCAGAAAGACUGGUGCCGCCGCCCCAGAAGAAGAAGCCACUAGAAGAGUUCAACUACAGCAUAUGCCUCCUGGACAGGAUCACCUACGAGCCCUCGCUGGCCCGGGCAAGGAUCGACGAGAGCCGGGUUCCGGCAGCGGCAUCGCCGCCACCAUCGUGGAUCAGCGAGGCCAUGAGGCAGAGCGUGGAGCAGGUGUGCAAGGACAUAGCCUGGGGCCAGAGGAGGGAGGUGGGAAGGAUAGGCUUGGCCCUGCACGACCACAUCUGUAGGGACUUGAUAGAGGAGAUGGUUAGGGAGAUGGGGUAUGGGGGCAUCGCGAGCUCCCUCCCUUUCGAGGCUUGUAAACGAAGACUCCGUCUCUAGCGCGCUGUAACCGAUCUUCCUUCAUUUUAUCUUCUCUCGGGCACGAAGAUGAUUGUCAUUUUGUGAUUGAAGAAGCAAGAAUUAGGGAGCAGUCACAGGCUUUCCUGAGCUUUGCUUUCCGUAGCCUGACUAGCGCUUACGGUGAUAUUAGAUCAGCACGAUUGAUUUGACCAUGUUUUUUUCUUCCCCCACCAUGUAAAAAAAAGCACUAGUUUUUCCAUCAAGUUUGAGAAGGGUUUGUGUA
This is a messenger RNA of Eucalyptus grandis, 1686 nucleotides long. Its product is annotated as transmembrane protein 131. The transcript has 3 exons. The coding region runs from base 150 to 1442 and encodes 430 amino acids. The record is from RefSeq and is a predicted model, not a curated record. NCBI's taxonomy places the organism in Eukaryota, Viridiplantae, Streptophyta, Magnoliopsida, Myrtales, Myrtaceae.